GGCGGCGGAGGAGGAUGAGGACGGGUCCGCUGCCUUCGGGGCGCGCCUGGCCGCGGCUGGCGUGGUGCUGCUGGGGCUGGGCUUUCCCGGCGCUGGCCUGGGCCGCUUCCUUCGGCGACGAGACCUCCUUCGAGCGCGCCGCCAAGUCCGAGGGCUACUGCAGCCGCAUCCUGCGCGCCCAGGGCACCCGGCGGGAGGGCUACAACGAGUUCAGCCUCCGCGUGGAGGGAGACCCGGACUUCUACAAGCCCGGAAACAGUUACCGGGUAACACUUUCUGCUGCCACUCCAGCCUAUUUUCGUGGAUUCACACUGAUUGCUUUGAAAGAAGGCAAAGAGGGAGACAAAGAAGAAGACCAUGCAGGGACCUUUCAGAUAAUAGAUGAGGAGGAAACACAGUUCAUGAGCAACUGCCCUGUAGCUGUGACUGAGAGCACACCAAGAAGGAGGACACGCAUUCAAGUAUUCUGGACGGCACCUGCUUUGGGUACAGGCUGUGUAAUUUUGAAGGCAAGCAUUGUACAGAAACGGAUUAUUUAUUUUCAAGAUGAGGGCUCUCUCACAAAAAGGCUAUGUGAGCAAGACUCAGCCUUUGAGGGUUCAACUGAUAAGCCGAUCUUGGAUUGCUGUGCCUGUGGAACAGCUAAAUAUAGGCUUACCUUCUAUGGAAACUGGUCAGAGAAGUCACAUCCAAAAGAUUAUCCACGACGAGCCAACCACUGGUCUGCGAUCAUCGGUGGAUCUCAUUCAAAGAACUACGUGCUUUGGGAAUAUGGAGGAUAUGCAAGUGAAGGAGUUAAGCAAGUUGCGGAGCUGGGAUCACCUGUAAAAAUGGAAGAAGAAAUUCGGCAACAGAGUGAUGAGGUUUUGACUGUCAUCAAAGCAAAAGCACAGUGGCCUGCCUGGCAACCACUAAACGUGAGAGCUGCUCCCUCUGCUGAAUUUUCUGUGGACAGAACACGGCAUCUAAUGUCUUUCCUUACCAUGCUUGGCCCCAGUCCAGACUGGAAUGUCGGGCUUUCUGCUGAAGACCUGUGCACCAAAGACUGUGGAUGGGUCCAGAGGGUCAUUCAGGAUCUGAUACCAUGGGAUGCUGGAACCGACAGUGGAGUUACCUAUGAGUCUCCCAACAAACCUACAAUGCCUCAAGAGAAGAUAAGACCUCUUACCAGCCUUGAUCACCCACAGAGUCCCUUUUAUGACCCUGAAGGAGGCUCCAUAAAGUCAGUAGCCAGAGUUGUGAUUGAAAGAAUUGCACGAAAGGGGGAACAAUGCAAUGUUGUUCCUGAUAACAUUGAUGACAUUGUUGCAGAUCUUGCCGCAGAAGCUCAAGAAGAUGAAGAUGACACUCCAGAAACCUGCAUCUACUCCAACUGGUCCCCUUGGUCAGCUUGUAGUUCUUCCACAUGUGAAAAGGGCAAGCGUAUGAGGCAGAGAAUGCUCAAAGCUCAGCUUGAUCUCAGUGUGCCUUGUCCAGAGACUCAGGACUUCCAGCCAUGUAUGGGCCCAGGCUGUAGCGAUGAAGAUGGCUCUACAUGCAUGAUGUCAGAAUGGAUAACAUGGUCUCCAUGUAGUGUGUCCUGUGGCAUGGGAAUGCGAUCAAGAGAGAGAUACGUAAAGCAGUUCCCUGACGAUGGAUCUAUGUGCAAAGUUCCCACUGAAGAAACUGAGAAAUGCAUUGUAAAUGAGGAGUGCUCCCCAAGCACCUGCCUGGUGACAGAAUGGGGGGAAUGGGAUGAAUGCAGUGCCAGCUGUGGGAUGGGGAUGAAGAAACGGCAUCGAAUGAUAAAGAUGACCCCAGCAGAUGGAUCCAUGUGUAAGGCGGAAACAACAGAAGCUGAGAAAUGCAUGAUGCCUGAAUGUCAUACCAUACCUUGUAUGCUGUCUCCAUGGUCUGAAUGGAGUGACUGCAGUGUAACAUGUGGAAAGGGGAUGAGGACCCGACAGAGAAUGCUGAAAUCUGCAGCAGAGUUGGGCGACUGCAAUGAAGAGCUGGAACAGGUGGAGAAAUGCAUGCUACCAGAGUGUCCAAUUGACUGUGAGCUCACAGAAUGGUCCCAAUGGUCUGAAUGCAACAAGUCGUGUGGGAAAGGUCAUAUGAUUAGGACAAGAAUGAUCAAAAUGGAACCCCAGUUUGGAGGAGCUCCAUGUCCAGAAACUGUGCAGCGCAAAAAAUGCCGAAUAAGGAAAUGUUUGAGAAAUCCCAGUGUUGAGAAAAGGCGGUGGAAAGAACCUCGUGAGAAAAGGAGAAGUGAGCAAGCAAAAGAAGACAUUGAUAGUGAGCAAUUCCCAGGUUGCAAGAUGAAACCAUGGACUGCUUGGUCAGAAUGUACCAAAUUGUGUGGUGGUGGAAUCCAGGAAAGAUUCAUGACUGUCAAGAAGCGAUUCAAAAACACCCAGUUUACUAGCUGCAAAGACAAGAAGGAACUGAGAGCUUGCAAUGUCCACCCUUGUUAGCAAAACCUGUCUUUUAAAAAAUGCACUCUGAGCUAAAUGUAAAAUCAACCUUGAUUUGAUUUUUUUUAAGAAAAGAUAUAAAUUGUGUAUAUUAGUCUUCAUUUUUGCAGUGUGGUUUGCUUAUUAGUCUUGCUGGUGCAAGAGAUAUAUUUUAUAAAUAUUUCCUCCCA
Molecule: messenger RNA, 2626 nt
Organism: Anolis sagrei ordinatus
Lineage: Eukaryota; Metazoa; Chordata; Lepidosauria; Squamata; Anolidae
Gene: SPON1
Product: spondin 1
Biological process (GO): cell adhesion
Cellular component (GO): extracellular matrix
Source: RefSeq, a predicted model, not a curated record